AUGCGCCUGACGAGCUACGGAUACUAUUUGGCGGAACAAAGUCAACAGUUCUUGUUCAACUCCACUCUCUACCACGAGAAUCAGCCAUGGAGAGACGUUCGUCGUCGCGGGUGUUCCAAGGCCCAUCCAUGCAGCGAUACGGCGUGCCACGCUCUUCAACCCUCCAAGGUCAUCAGCAAAAAGACAAACGGCAUCAGCAAAGGGGAGCAAGAUCCGUCAAUUCUCGAGAAAAGUGGCCAGUCUUUCGGUACAGAUGCCUACGAUAGCUUCCUGGCCGCGCUUCUGCUCUCUUUCGCGCAGACGUUUCCGGAUCGGCAGGUUCCCACAGUCUGGAACCAAGAACACGAGAGAGCGUCGCUGGAUUUCCAGCAUGAUGUCUCGGAAACCGUGGGGUGGUUUACAUCACUCUGCCCUAUUUUAACCAGCGUGUUGCCGACUGAUGAUAUCUUGUCGGUCCUGUAUCAUGUCCAGGAUACUCGCCAAGCCAUGGUUAGCAAAGUUGCACCUUUCUUCGCAGCAAGCCUGUCGGACCCCGGCGAGUGA
Anthostomella pinea is the source of this 543-nucleotide messenger RNA. NCBI's taxonomy places the organism in Eukaryota, Fungi, Ascomycota, Sordariomycetes, Xylariales, Xylariaceae. The record is from the annotation of a GenBank genome assembly.